Volvox carteri f. nagariensis is the source of this 1935-nucleotide messenger RNA. RefSeq lists its product as uncharacterized. Gene Ontology annotation, molecular function: long-chain fatty acid-CoA ligase activity. Gene Ontology annotation, cellular component: endoplasmic reticulum; membrane. The annotation marks the transcript as partial. The record is from RefSeq and is a predicted model, not a curated record. NCBI's taxonomy places the organism in Eukaryota, Viridiplantae, Chlorophyta, Chlorophyceae, Chlamydomonadales, Volvocaceae. The transcript has 13 exons.
CUCCAGGUGGAGCCUGCCGUACAAGGUGACGGAGGCCGGCGGCCCUCACUCAGUCCGGUGUACCGCCACGUGUGGAGCCAGGACGGAUUCCCGCGCGCACCCUUCGGCGCCGCCACCUCGUACGACUUGUGGCGGAACAGCGUACAGCGCCAGGGCCCGGCCCCGUGCCUCGCCUGGCGCAUUGCCACACAAGACGGCAAGCCGGGCCCCUUCAUCUCCAUAUCGUACGACGAGACCGAGCGGCAGGUGGAAUUGCUCUCUGCGGGUCUGGCAGCUGCUGCCGGGCUGCGGGCGGGUGAGCGAGUCGCCGUCUACGCGGCCAACUGCCCGGAGUGGAUGCUGGUACUGCAGGCCUGCAACCGCAUGAACUACGUCUGCGUGCCUGUGUACGACACGCUAGGUCGCGAUGCCGUACAGUACGUCGUAAACCACUCCGGUCGCACCUGUAGCAGCAGUAGCAGCGGCACCAUCGCUGCCAUCGCCAGCAGUGCUUCACACGAAGCAAACUCUGUAGCCGUUACUGACGGGGAGGUGAAGGACGCGAUGCGGCCGCGUGUGCGUUGUACGACAUAUACGGAGCUCUUGGAGCUUGGGAUGCGGGCGGGUGCCGUACCGCCGCCUCAGCCUCCUCGCCCCCGCGACCUGACCACCAUCAUGUAUACCAGCGGUACAACGGGGGAGCCGAAAGGUGUCCAGCUCCCCCACUCGGCGGUGGUGGCGACAAUAGCCUCCUUAGCAGCCGCCCUGGAGCACUACAACGAGCAGGUACGACCAGGCGACUCCAUGUUGUCGUACCUGCCGCUGGCGCACAUCUUUGACCGGGUUUCGGAGGAGACCUGUCUGGCUGCGGGCGGCUGUAUCGGCUAUUGGUCAGGCGACGUGACGCGGGUGGGCGAGGACGCGGUCGCGUUCAAGCCCACGGUUUUCAUUGGGGUGCCCCGCGUGUACGACAAGUUUUUCGAAACGGUCCAGGAGCGACUGGCUCAAGUGCACUGGCUACGACGCUCCAUCUUCCAGGCCAUGUACGACAGGAAGCUUGCCGUAUUGCGCGGUGGCGCCAGGCCCGACGCAGCGACGCUGCGGCUCAUCGUAUUUGGACGAGUUCGUCGGGGCCUCGGCGGUCGACUCAGGUUGGUGGUCAGCGGCGGCGCCCCCCUGUCGUACCGUGUCGAGGAGUUUCUCCGCGUCACCCUAGGUUGCCCGGUGUCUCAAGGAUACGGCCUGACGGAGACGUGUGCGGCGUCGUUCCUGCAAAACCCGUACGACUGCGCCCAGGCCGGCAGUGUGGGGCCCCCCCUGCUGUGUACGGAAUUCCGGUUACGUUCCGUACCUGACAUGGGUUACCUUGCGGAGGGCGGAGGGGAGAUGAGCCAGAUGCCGGCGGGGGAGCUGCUGCUGCGGGGCCCGCAGCUGUUUACAGGUAUGUAUGAGGAGGAGGAGGAGGUCCAUGACCCCCGCCGCGGCCGCUGGUUCUGUACGGGCGAUAUCGCGACGUUGAGACCGGACGGCAGUUUGGAGAUCGUUGACCGAAUCAAGAACAUGUUCAAACUCAGUCAGGGGGAGUACAUCAGUCCCGAGCACCUCGAGGCGGUGUACGGCGAGGCACCUGUCGUAGAGCAGAUCUGGGUGUACGGCGAUAGUCGUAAGCCCUUCCUGGUGGCGGUGGUGGUGCCGAAGCUUCGGGAGGUGCUGCCGUUGGCGGGAAAGAUGGAAAUUAUUGCACCUGGCGCACCCGCUGCCGCCGCCGCCGCCGCCGCCGCGGCCAAGGCAAUCGGGCGCGUUAAUCACCUUCGCGGCUUCGAGAUUGUACGGGCCGUGCACCUGGUUCCGGAGCCGUUCAGUCCGGAUAAUGGCCUGAUGACGGCUACUUUAAAGCUGCGACGGCCGAUGCUGCUGCGGCGCUACCGGCGGGAGGUGGACGAGAUGUACGAACAA